Molecule: messenger RNA, 888 nt
Organism: Cylindrotheca closterium
Lineage: Eukaryota; Bacillariophyta; Bacillariophyceae; Bacillariales; Bacillariaceae
Source: the annotation of a GenBank genome assembly
AUGGACGAUGGUGAAUACUACCAACCGGAACCUGACCCAGAGUGCAGGGCAGAAUUUAUGCAAAUGGAUGAGAUGAAAGUACAGCAACAUCAUGUAGAAAUCCUGCAAGAAGAAGUGGAAGAAUUGGCGAUGCGAGGAAAACGAUUAAGAAGUGCAGCUGUCGGUGCAGGAAUAUGUCAAUCAGUUGCCGUGCUAUGCUCGUCCUAUUUGGUCUUUGCUAUUCGAUGGAUGUUAUUGGACUGGGAUAUGAUCGAUAAAACAAUUUACAACAUUCAAUCGAACUGGAUAUUUUGGAACGUUGGUGUCUUGGCUGAAAUUGUGGGCUGUGUCUCCAAUACUUUGGUAGGGGUCCUUGUGGGAAUGAUCAUGAUUGGAGCUGGAGUCAACCCUGCAUCAUGUUCGCUGAUUAUUCUGUUCAAGCUUAUGGAACAAGUCAUUGUUGCGAUUGCUAUCAUUGCCAUGAUCAUGGUGGGUAUUUUUGUUUACGAGGACAAUGCGAUGAGCACCACCAUCAAGUACUACUUUUACUCGGAUUCCUUUCCCCAGAUUGGAAUGCAAAUAUCCUUUUUCCUCUUGUUAUUGAACAAGUAUGGGAUUAUCUUUUCUCAUGUAUUCGCCGGUUUGCACUACUCCUUCCUCGGUUUCAUUGUGCACAAAUUUGGUGUCUUUCCUCACAAAUUGGGCAAAGCAAUGCUAUUGGCAGGACCCUGCUACAUUAUCAAUGCCGGUUUGAAUCUUUUGAUAUCCAGAUAUAAUGACCAACUACACGUUUUCUUUGCCCUACCAGGAAUUCUGGUACAAUUCUGGUUGGCAUCUUGGCUGCUUAUCAACACACCAAGCCCUUCGAAGAAUCGCGAGACCGUCAUGAAGGGAUUUAACAAUAUGUAA